UGAGCAGAGCCCGCAGUGGGAACUCUAACGCUCUGCGGAGUGAAUACUUCUUCCUAUGAAUGUGACGUACAUUCUCUCCAGUUUCCAUAUGCUGAGAUUGUACUUCUUCAUCAGUUUGAUGUGCUUGGUGAGAUCGGACACAGAUGAAACAUGUCCUUCAUUCACCAAACUGAGCUUUCACAGUGCAGUGGUUGGUACGGGAUUAAAAGUGAAGUUGAUGCUAUACACAAGGAGAAACCUGACCUGCGCACAAGUCAUCAACUCCACAGCUUUUGGGAACUUGAACGUGACCAAGAAAACCACCUUCAUUGUCCAUGGAUUUAGGCCAACAGGCUCCCCUCCAGUUUGGAUGGGGGACUUAGUAGAGAGUUUGCUCUCUGUAGAAGACAUGAAUGUGGUUGUUGUUGAUUGGAACCGAGGAGCCACAACUGUAAUAUAUACCCACGCAUCUAAUAAGACCAAAAAAGUAGCCAUAGUCUUGAAGGAAUUUAUCGACAAGAUGCUGGCAGAAGGAGCUUCUCUUUACAACAUUUACAUGAUUGGAGUAAGUCUAGGAGCCCACAUAUCUGGGUUUGUUGGAGAAAUGUACGAGGGACAGCUGGGGAGAAUUACAGGUCUCGACCCUGCAGGCCCUUUGUUCAACGGGAGACCUCCCCAGGACAGAUUAGAUCCCAGUGAUGCGCAGUUCGUUGAUGUCAUUCAUUCCGACAUUGAUGCACUGGGCUACAGGGAACCAUUAGGAAACAUCGACUUCUAUCCAAAUGGAGGAUUGGAUCAACCUGGUUGCCCCAAAACAAUACUUGGAGGACUGCAGUAUUUUAAAUGUGACCACCAGAGGUCCGUGUACCUGUACCUUUCCUCCCUGAGAGAGAACUGUUCCAUCACUGCAUAUCCCUGUGACUCCUACCGGGAUUAUAGGAAUGGCAAGUGUGUCAACUGUGGAACCCCUCAAAAAGAGUCCUGUCCCCGUCUGGGCUAUUAUGCUGAUAAUUGGAAAGACUAUUUAAAGCAGAAAGAGCCUCCAAUGACUAAGGCAUUCUUUGACACAGCUGAGGAGAAACCAUUUUGCCUGUAUCAUUACUUUGUGGAUAUUAUAACUUGGAACAAGAACAUAAGAAGAGGGUCCAUUACAAUCAAGUUGAGAGACAAAGCUGGAAACACCACGGAAUCCAAAAUCAACCAUGAACCUGCUACAUUCCAGAAAUAUCACCAAGUGAGUCUGCUUGCAAGAUUUAAUCAAGAUCUAGAUAAAGUGACAGCAAUUUCCUUGGUGUUCUCUACAGGAUCUGUAAUAGGCCCGAAAUACAAACUCAGGAUUCUCCGAAUGAAGUUAAGGUCCCUUGCCCAUCCAGAGAGGCCCCAGUUGUGUCGGUAUGAUCUUGUCCUGAUGGAAAACGUUGAAACAGUCUUUGAACCAAUUCUUUGCCCAAAGCUGCAGAUGUAACUGUUGCCAGGACACGUGGGCACCAGCAAUGUCAAGAAAGCUACAACUACAGGCUUUUUAAAGCUUCACAUCAUCUUUUCCUCAAGACACAAAAAGUACAAAGACGCAAGGUUUUUUUCAGUAGUGCACAGAUGUCACAUUGCAAAACAUCAAACGACCUUGUGAUUAUAAAACGAUCCUGGGGAAGGGAGCCCCUAACUAGGGCAAGUCAGAAAUAGCCCAGCUCCCGGCAGCCACUGCUUUGUCUGGCUGCGUCCUGGGGCCUCGUUUGUUCCAACCUGUCGACUCUGCUGCCCAUCAGGCUGAGGGUCAAGCGUCUUACAGGGAAGGAUGACUGGAGACCUCACUUUGGAUUCCCCAUUUUCUGUGCCAAAUUCCUUCAGUCCCCCUCAUGUAGGAGGGAAUGAAACUGACCUACCUCAGGCGGCUGUUGUGUGGGUUUGGGAGGCGAGUCUAUGAAGGGUGUUUUGAAGUCCUAUGGAUGCCACAUCUGUGAGAUGUUUGAUAAAUGUGAAUAUGCUUUUAUUUAAAUUGAUAUGGCUUAUCUAAUGUGCAGUAAGAGAGCCUUUCCUUAUCAAUACCAGCUUCUCUCCUGAGGGCUCUGGAGGGCAAGAAAGCCACACUGCUGGCUUCCUGCCUUCUCUAUAGUGGUGCUGGUGCAUGGAGGAGGUUGGGCAGGACUGAUGGCCCAAGGGCAGCUGCUGGCACUAGAUAUGGAGUAAGCAGAUGAGGGAAGAAGGGCAGAGGAAGCAGCAGGGCAGCCUCACGGCAUGGUGACUGGAGCAAAGCAAGAGGCCGCAGAGGAAAAAACAGAGCUUGUUUUUCACCUACAGUGGAGAACGAUCACUUUACAAGUAACCCUCAUCUUAAGAAAUUCUUAAGAAAUGUUUAUUUUUCAUUAUUACCAAUGUAAUCCAUGAUUAUUGAAGGAAAUUUAGAAAAUACAUAGAUGCCAAAUGAAAAAAAAAUACUAUCUAUAAUUGCCCAUUAGAGGUAAUUAAUAUUAAUGUUUUGGAAUGAUGCUAUGACCUGCUUUGUAAAUGUGAAUUCAAAGCAUAAAACAGUAUGCUCUUGGAGCAUCUGAAGCCUCCAGUUUGAGAGAUUCUUAGGCUUCCCUGGAGGUCGGUGUGAUCUGUGAAUUUGGAACAACAGCAGCAGCCAAGUCCAGAGGCCUGAAGAGCCAAGGCCUGAGAGGCUGGAACAAAGGAAGGACAACCCGUGGGGCCAGAGGCCCAGUAUGAGGGUGUGCAUGGACCACACCACAGCGGUGGCCACUGCGAGAAGGUUUCUGGGAUUCCUGCAUGCCACAGGCCUGGUAACCUGUUCCUCAUCCAAGAGAUUUCUCUUCUACUGCUUUUUGUGAAAAUAGCCCUUGUAAAAAGAUGAGUUCUCUACUUCAUAAAUUAUAGAAAUCUGUAAAUAUA
This is a messenger RNA of Galeopterus variegatus (Sunda flying lemur), 2868 nucleotides long. It is a transcript of the gene LIPH, whose product is annotated as lipase, member H. Lineage: Eukaryota; Metazoa; Chordata; Mammalia; Dermoptera; Cynocephalidae. The record is from RefSeq and is a predicted model, not a curated record. Gene Ontology annotation, biological process: lipid metabolic process. The transcript is spliced from 10 exons. The coding region runs from base 56 to 1444 and encodes 462 amino acids. Gene Ontology annotation, molecular function: lipase activity; carboxylic ester hydrolase activity.